Messenger RNA from Pangasianodon hypophthalmus (striped catfish), 582 nucleotides. It is a transcript of the gene crygs2, whose product is annotated as crystallin, gamma S2. Gene Ontology annotation, biological process: visual perception; lens development in camera-type eye. Lineage: Eukaryota; Metazoa; Chordata; Actinopteri; Siluriformes; Pangasiidae. Gene Ontology annotation, molecular function: structural constituent of eye lens. The transcript has 3 exons. The record is from RefSeq and is a predicted model, not a curated record. The coding region runs from base 1 to 582 and encodes 193 amino acids.
AUGGGGAGGUACGAAAAAGUGUUUUUUAACAUCCAUUCAAUACCCUGCCAGAUUAUUUUCUACGAGGAUAAAAACUUCCAGGGCCGCUGCUAUGAGUGCGACAGCGACUGCUCAGAUUUCCACACCUACCUGAGCCGCUGUAACUCCAUACACGUGGAGAGCGGCGUCUGGGUGGUCUACGAGCGCCCCAACUACAUGGGCUACCAGUAUGUGUUAACACGUGGUGAGUACCCAGAGUUCCAGCGCUGGAUGGGCCUCAAUGACCGGAUCAGCUCCUGCAAGAUGAUCCACUUAGUAAGUCAAACCACUACAAGUGGGACACAGUACAAGAUGCAGCUCUACGAAAAGGCAGACUUUGCAGGUCAGUCAUUUGAGACCACUGAGGACUGCCCAUCCAUUAUGGAGCGUUACCGCUUGAGAGAGGUGCACUCCUGCAAGGUCCUGAAUGGCUACUGGGUAUUCUAUGAGCACCCCAAUUACCGUGGCCGCCAGUACGUCCUGGAAAAGGGUGAAUAUCGCAAACCUAUGGACUGGGGUGCAGUCUGUCCUACCGUGCAGUCCUUCCGCCGCCUGACCGAGUGA